Messenger RNA from Cygnus olor (mute swan), 2310 nucleotides. It is a transcript of the gene MFSD12, whose product is annotated as major facilitator superfamily domain containing 12. The record is from RefSeq and is a predicted model, not a curated record. Bases 49 to 1926 code for a protein of 625 amino acids. Gene Ontology annotation, cellular component: membrane. Lineage: Eukaryota; Metazoa; Chordata; Aves; Anseriformes; Anatidae. The transcript has 9 exons. Gene Ontology annotation, biological process: carbohydrate transport. Gene Ontology annotation, molecular function: symporter activity.
CGGCGGGCGCUAUAAGCGGGCGGCCGAGGCCGGUGCGAGCGGCCCGGCAUGGCGGAGCCCCCGCGGAGGAGCUCGCUUGGGGCGGGCGGCUCGGCGGCGCUGCCGCUGCGGGCGCGGCUGAGCUUCGCGGCCGGGCAUUUCCUGAACGACCUGUGCGCUUCGCUCUGGUUCACCUACCUGCUGCUCUACCUGCACGCCGUGCUGGGCUACAGCCACCGGCUGGCCGGUGGCCUGCUGCUGGCCGGGCAGGUGGCCGACGGGCUGUGCACGCCGCUGCUCGGCUACGAAGCCGAUCGCUCGGCCGGUUGCGGCCGCUACGGCCGGAGGAAAUCCUGGCACUUGGCUGGCACCACCUGCGUCCUCGUGUCCUUCCCCUUCAUCUUCAGCCCCUGCCUGGGCUGCAAGGAGAACACGCCGCAGUGGGCAGCCUUCAUCUACUACCUCCCCUUCAUCGUCAUCUUCCAGUUUGGCUGGGCGGCCACGCAGAUCUCCCACCUGUCCCUCAUCCCAGAGCUGGUGACCAGCGACCAUGAGAAGGUGGAGCUCACGGCUUUCAGGUAUGCCUUCACCGUCAUGGCCAACAUCACCGUGUACGGCCUGGCCUGGCUGCUGCUGAACCUGCAGGUGGACCGGCCUGAGCGCACGGAGCACCUGGGCAUCCAGGAUGUCCCCGUGUUUCGGGUAGGUGGCACGGCUCGGUCCCUGGGGUCCCUUCUUUUCCCUGGGUGGGAUGUGGCUGUACUGGGAGGUACUGGAGGGAGUGAAGUGGCAGUGCCCCAGAGUCACCUCCUGCACUGGGCAGGGGCUGCACCAACUCUCCCUGGGUUCUGGGACCCCCUUUUAGUCCACCAAACUCCUUGGGUAGGGGGGGCGGUGAGCAGGCAGAGGGCACCCUGUGCCAUGCUCACCGCCCCCCGCCUCCCCCAGAACCUGUCCCUCAUCGUGGUGGGGCUGGGGGCUGUCUUCUCCCUCAUCUUCCACCUGGGCACCAAAGAGAAGCCGUACCCGCUGGGCUCCCUGCCGCAGCCCGAGAGCACGCCCCUGCUGCAGAAGGAGCCCACGAGGUGCCCGCGCCCGCUGCUGGCCUGGAAGGACUGGCUGCUGGAGCCUGCCUUCUACCAGGUAGGAGCAGGAGGCUGUCACGGCCAUGCCCCGUCCCCCUCCUCCAGUCGGCGCGGGCUGAGCGCCGCUCUCUCUGUCCCCUUGCAGGUGGCGGUGCUCUACAUGGCCACCCGGCUCAUUGUCAACCUGUCCCAGACCUACAUUGCCAUGUACCUGACCAACUCGCUGCUGCUGCCCAAGAAAUACAUCGCCACCAUCCCCCUGGUGUUGUACGUCAGCGGCUUCCUGUCCUCCUUCCUCAUGAAACCUGUGAAUAAGUGGAUAGGUCGAAACCUGACGUACUUCGUGGGCAUCCUGGUGAUCCUGGCCUUUGCCUCCUGGGUGACCCUGACCAGGACGAUGGGAGCGGAGAUCUACGGGGCGGCCGCGCUGCUCGGGGCUGGCUCCGCCACCAUCUUGGUCACCUCCCUCUCCAUGACGGCCGACCUCAUCGGCACCAACACGCACAGCGGUGCAUUUGUCUACGGGGCCAUGAGCUUCACGGACAAGAUGGCCAACGGCCUGGCUGUGAUGGCGAUCCAGAACCUGCACCCGUGCCCGACUGAGCUCUGCUGCCCUGCCUGCGUCAGCUUCUACCACUGGGUGAUGGUGCUGGUCACUGGGGGGAUUGCCAUGGCUGCCACCGUGUCCCUGUGCUGCAUCAUGAUCUGGCCCAUCCGGGUCCGCUUCCAUGGCCCUGGUUAUGGCAGGCUGCGGGGUGACCCUCAUGAUGAUGUCUCCCUGCAGGGACUGAAUGAAGCCAGGAUCCCGUACGAUGAAACGGAGAGCGUGGAGGAAAGGAGCCCCAACAGCACGGUCAACUGAGCAGGGCACGUGUCCUCGGCCGUGGUGAUGGCCGGGCUCUGCCGGGAGGGACCCCAAGGAAGGGGAUGGCACCAGGACAGGGGAGCUGGGCUCAGGUGGGAUCUGGGCACUGCCUCGCCUCUCUGUCACCUCGCACAGGACUUGUCACCCCCACGCCCUGCCCGGGGACUCAGUGAAGGACGCCCCUCUGUGUUUGCACAAGUUUAACACUAAGAGGCCUGGGGCUGGGCUGUGGAGCCCGGCCCCAGCACUGUGGGACGGGGGCACCCAGCCCUUGGUUUUAAACUGCUUUUGUAAGGUCAGUGUGUAUACGUAGCACUUUUUAAAGAAGGAAAAAAAAAAAACCACAACCCACCUCUAAACUUGAAUAAAAAGUUUAAAAAU